This is a messenger RNA of Geodia barretti, 732 nucleotides long. Lineage: Eukaryota; Metazoa; Porifera; Demospongiae; Tetractinellida; Geodiidae. The record is from the annotation of a GenBank genome assembly.
AUGGUCGGGAACUUUGAGAAGAUGAGAAAUGUUUUAGCUGGGGUUCUGCCUCGUUGGGACGAGGACAUGCCUUCAUACCCUUUCAUCCUUGGCUUUUUUGCCUUCGGUCUUGAGCAGACAAACUACAAAGACAGGGCAGAGGAUGUAGCUAGAAAAGGGCUGGACAUGGAGAAGAGAAACCCUUGGGCCACCCACACCCUCAGUCAUGUGAUAGAGGAGGCCCGCCCAGUCCAGUCUGGAGUGGAGCUGCUAACACAGACCAGAGAGAACUGGCUGGACUCGCUCAUUGGCAGCCACAUCAACUGGCACCUUGCUCUGUACUACUAUGGUCAUGUGAAGGUGGCAAAGACAGCUCUGGAGGGAGGGGCACUGACAGAGAGGGAGGAGAGACAUGUGCAGGCUCUGCUGGCGUAUGCAGAAGGACAGCUGCCCUCAGCCAUCGACCACUGGGCAGCCAUUCUUGUCAACUACCCCAGAGACCUACUCGCCACUCACAUGCUGUUUGUGGCCUGCAAGAUGUUGGGGAUGUUUGCCAGAGCCAGAGACACCCUGGCAGCCCUGUUGCCUCACUGGGAGAAGAAGGAACCUCUCUAUCCUUACCUCCUGGCCUUCUAUGCGUUUGGUCUAGAGGAGACUAAGUACUAUGGCGAAGCCGAGAAGGCAGCCAGGGAAGCCAUAGAACUGCAGAGGAAGACUCCGUUUGCUUGUCAUGUAAUGGUCGUGAUCUCUUAG